Pocillopora damicornis (cauliflower coral) is the source of this 1151-nucleotide messenger RNA. RefSeq names its product roundabout homolog 1-like. The record is from RefSeq and is a predicted model, not a curated record. Gene Ontology annotation, biological process: cell-cell adhesion. Lineage: Eukaryota; Metazoa; Cnidaria; Anthozoa; Scleractinia; Pocilloporidae.
UGCUCUAAGAACAUUAACGAGGAGCGGUGUCAAAGCUUUGACAUCGAUCAAAAAAUCACACCGUGGUUUGAAAGUAAAGAUAAAAAAACUGUCGCAAAGAAGUUGGGAGACGACUUAAUUUUAGAGUGCGGAGCCAGAGGAUACUAAUCCUACCCUAGGAUAAAGGUGGAAUGGAAGUUUAAGAGUGAGACAGACGAAACAGUUAAGCCUUGCAUAAAUUCUUCAACGGAUGAGCGUUACAAGGUGAGCCAGAAGGGACCUCACGAUCCCUAUUCCUUGACCAUUACAAGCUUGAGUAAAGCUGACCUUGGAGUUUAUUACUGCUGUCUGCCAUCAGGCUGCUCUAAGAACGUUAAUGAAGAUCAGUGUCAAAGCUUUGAAAUCGAUGAAAAAGGUGAACCAACUGCCGGAACAAUGUCUGUGGUUGCCCAUAACGUGUUCCUCAUCUCAGGUUUCUUUGUGGUGUCGCUUUUGAGAUUGUAGAGAACGGGGCAGCCCACGAAACAACUUGAACUUCACUCUUAAUCUCGGCUGAUUUUCAUAUUAGGAGAUGUUCACAGCUUCUGUACGUCACUAAUUCACGAUUAUUCCUAUACCGUCCUCUAAAUUUUUCGGUUGCGUAAAUUUGUUAAACUACCCCAGUUCUUCCCUAUUGUUUUAUUAGUCAUGUUAGUCUGCCAGUUAUAACUAGUCUUCCAAGUGUUUUUCUUUGGCUAUUAAUAACAAAAUAUUGGACCCAACUUUCAAACACUUCAAAUGUAAGCAAGUUUUCCCUUGUUAUUAUUUGAUAUAAAGAGGUAAUUACAAUGUAGAAGUGCAAACCCCAAAGUCAAGUGACAGCCUUGCUAGUUAGUACAUACCGCCCUGCAUUCCCAGAUUAACAAAAAGCUGUGAACAGAAUCCAGAAUCCAGUACAGUGAGACCAUAAAGUAAAAUCUACAGUUAUGUUAAGUAAAAUAUAUUGUCUGAAUCAUUUCGCUUAUUUGAAGAAUAUUGGCUUCCUUAGUAAACAGUUAUACAUCCAAUGGAUGUCAUUACACAAAAUUCACCGUAUUAUUUGUUACGAACAAGAAUUUGAUGAAAUUUUAUGAGCUCAAAGAUGUAGAAAUAAACUACCGAAGAAAUAAUAAACUCUAGUAUAUUACUCAAUA